AUGGUUCACACCACUCCCAAGUUCGUUAAGGAUACAUCAAAAUUCUGGUACAAACCCAACAUUACACGAGAGGAAGCUAUUGUGUUAUUAAAAGACAAAUCACCAGGAACCUUUGUUAUUCGUGACAGUAAUUCUUUCCCAGGAGCCUUUGGUUUGGCUCUUAAAGUUGCUACCUUACCACCCAAUGUUCAAAUCAAACCCUCAGGGGACCCUCAAGCAGAUCUUGUCCGUCAUUUCUUGAUUGAGCCCACACCUAAAGGAGUACGUCUUCGGGGCUGUAGCAAUGAGCCAGUUUUUGGUAAUUUAGCUGCAUUAGUCUACCAGCAUUCGAUGACCCCGCUAGCCUUGCCGUGUAAAUUGGCGCUGCCCGACCCAGUUUUCUCGUCGGAGAGUUCAAGGACAAUGGAGAUGCCGAGCUCUGCAUCUUCUCUUUUACAUCAAGGAGCUGCCUGUAAUGUUAUUUACAUCAACACAGUGGAUACAGAAUCUCUGACUGGACCCCAGGCAGUGUCCAAGGCUAUAAAAAUGACAAUGGAUAAUCCCCCCAACCAUAAAACAACUGUGGUACAUUUUAAAGUAUCUAAUCAGGGCAUCACAUUGACUGACAACCAGAGAAAGUUAUUCUUCCGUCGUCAUUACCCUGUAACAGCCGUGACGUAUUGUGGUAUGGAUCCAGAUGAUAGAAAAAUUUUUGGUUUUGUGGCCCGAAAACAAGGAGGGAUAUCAGACAACUCUUGUCAUUUGUUUGCUGAACUGGAUCCUGAGCAACCUGCGUCUGCCAUCGUCAACUUUGUUACAAAGGUUAUGAUAGGUCAAAGCAAGCCCAAAUCUUAG
This is a messenger RNA of Lottia gigantea (owl limpet), 834 nucleotides long. RefSeq lists its product as hypothetical. The record is from RefSeq and is a predicted model, not a curated record. Gene Ontology annotation, molecular function: protein binding. Bases 1 to 834 code for a protein of 277 amino acids. NCBI's taxonomy places the organism in Eukaryota, Metazoa, Mollusca, Gastropoda, Lottiidae. The transcript is spliced from 8 exons.